UAUACUUUAUAUCAUGUCUAAGUGUCUCCUAUCAAAUGAUCUAUAAUCACAAGAAUAUCAAUAUUGCAUCAUUUUGGUGGUAUUUUUGUAAAAACAAAAAUUGCAAGGAUAUUAUUUUUUACAGCACAAAGAUCAGUGGCACGCUAAAGACGAAACCUACAUGUUUUGAAGUACAAGUGGAGCCACCUGAGGUGUCCAAGUGUCACAAGAAAAGUUCUUGAUGUGAAUCAUAAGGCAUGUCAAUAAAUUUAGGACUUGGUUCAAGAAAGUGUGAGUGCAAUUAGAGACUCCAAUGGCAAGGAUGGGGAAGAGGUAUGGCAAGUGGAAGAGAAUGGUGAAACAACAGAGAGCAAGACUCUAUAUCAUGAGGGUCUGCAUCUCUAUGCUUCUGUGUUGGCAUAAGUACUCCUAAGAAAGAUGACGUUUUUUGUAGUUUUAAGUAGUCUCAAGGCUCUUCGAGCGAUUCUGCUUUGUAUUUCAUUUUCAUAGUUGUUUUCUUGUUCUAUUUUAGCAGGUUGCUGUUUUCCCAUGUUCGUAAAUUACUGGGCUUUUAGAUAGGUUAUUGGGAUCUUAAAUCAAACACUUGUAAUGAAAGAAUAUUGACUCUGCGCCUCUCUCUCUCUCUCUCUCUCUCCAUGGUUCUAUAUAAAUAUAGAUGCAACAGUCACAAGUUGUCCUUAGGAUACCCAAAUUAUCCUUCAAGUGAUUGCAUUUAUAAUGCUUCUGUUCAUGCGUGCAUGUUUAUAUGCUCUGCUCAUUUCUUUUUUCUUUUUUUAACUCUUUUUAUAUACCCCGAA
This is a messenger RNA of Diospyros lotus (date-plum), 797 nucleotides long. RefSeq names its product small polypeptide DEVIL 10-like. Lineage: Eukaryota; Viridiplantae; Streptophyta; Magnoliopsida; Ericales; Ebenaceae. Gene Ontology annotation, biological process: negative regulation of cell population proliferation. Bases 293 to 412 code for a protein of 39 amino acids. The record is from RefSeq and is a predicted model, not a curated record. The transcript has a single exon.